UCCCGUCGUCAGCGUCCUGCUGACGUCUCUGAACAGGAAGUGCUUGCUCUGGCUGUUCCUUUCGGCCGAGUUAAUAAGCUGAUCACACUGAAGACCAAAAACCAGGCAUUUUUAGAGAUGGCAUCGGAGGAAGCAGCUGUUACCAUGGUGAACUACUACACCACGGCCACUCCUACUGUCAGGAACCAACCAAUCUUUAUUCAGUACUCCACCCACCGCGAGCUCAAGACUGACAAUCUGACCAAUCAGAGGGAUCAAGUGGCACUGCAGACCAUUAGUGCGGCAGCAGUGCAUUCUGGGAACAUGGUGUCAAGUGGGGAGGGGCGGAGCUUAGCACCUGGUCAGAGUCCCGUCCUGAGAAUCAUUGUGGAGAAUUUAUUUUACCCAGUGACGCUGGAGGUCUUGCAGCAGAUCUUCAGUAAGUUUGGCUCGGUGUUGAAGAUCAUCACAUUCACCAGGAACAAUCAGUUUCAGGCUCUGCUGCAGUUCAGUGAUGCUGUGCACGCUCAACACGCCAAGGCUUCCCUGGACGGUCAGAACAUCUAUAAUGGCUGCUGCACGCUGAGGAUCGACUUUUCCAAACUUAGUGUUCUCAAUGUGAAAUACAACAACGACAAGAGCCGAGACUUCACCAGAGCUGAUCUCCCGACCGGAGAGAUGGAGCACACCACUUUCGGUGUUGCUCUACCUCCAUAUGGAGCUGCAGCGUUCCCACCCACUUUCCACCAACACACAGGUCUGGCGAUCGCGGCUGUCCCCGGCUCGUUGAUGUCUUCUCCUCGUGUCUCACUACAGGUCGCGCCACCUGCGGUUCACUCUGUGCUGUUGGUGUCCAACCUGAAUGCAGAGAGCGUUUCGCCUCAGUGUCUGUUCAUCCUGUUUGGUGUUUAUGGGGACGUUCAAAGGGUGAAAAUCCUCUUCAACAAAAAGGAAAAUGCCCUUGUUCAGAUGAGUGAUGCCACGCAAGCUCAACUUGCGAUGAGCCACCUGAACGGUCAGCGUCUCCACGGUAACGUAAUUCGGGUGACGUUGUCCAAACACCCUGUGGUGCAGCUGCCUCGGGGGGGGCCAGGGCAAGAAGAACAGGUGCUGACUCGGGACUUCUCAGGCUCCGCCCUCCACCGAUUCAAAAAACCAGGAUCCAAAAAUUUUAACAACAUCUUCCCUCCGUCGGCCACGCUGCACCUCUCCAACAUCCCCUCCUCAGUCAGUGAGGAAGCGUUAAAGGACUUAUUCUCCUCCAGUGGAUUCACGGUCAAAGCCUUCAAGUUUUUCCAGAAGGACAGGAAGAUGGCGCUGAUGCAGCUGGCAUCAGUGGAAGAGGCAAUCGAGGCUCUGAUCACUCUGCAUGACCACCAGCUGGACCACAACCAGCACCUCCGCGUGUCCUUUUCCAAGUCCACCAUUUGACUGACUCUGAGCCUCCUCUGGUCCACCCUCUGAUCUCGGGGUCCACCCUCCCAGUCCACCCUCUGAUCUCUGAGGAGCCUUCCCAUAGACAUGUAAUGAGGGUCAAAUGCAGUCAGGCCUCAGACAGCAAUGUUACCUUGGGGCUCAUCUAGCUCUUAGCCUGCUAGCUUUGAGUUUCUGUACAGUGGCAAAACAACACUACAUCUGUUAAAUUUACAUUUAAUGACCUUGCAAGUCAAACUUUGGCUGACAUGAAGUGUCCAUGUUUCUUUGGUCUUCAGAUUCUGAUAUUUGGCACCCCGUCAGAUACAUGAGAGGUUUAUGAAAAGUUUCAGUGAUAAUUACAACUACAGUAUUGAUGUGAAAAAUAUUUGCAAGUUAAAAAUGUAAUUAAAGUAGCUCCAGCUGUAUCUUUUAGAUUGAUAGCUCAGAGCCUAUUUGGCUAUUAGCCUCCAAUUUAGCUACAACAGCUGUUACUUCAAGUUUAUCUUUUAGUGUGUUAGGAUCGAGAUUAAUCGGCCAA
Molecule: messenger RNA, 1933 nt
Organism: Monopterus albus (swamp eel)
Lineage: Eukaryota; Metazoa; Chordata; Actinopteri; Synbranchiformes; Synbranchidae
Product: polypyrimidine tract-binding protein 3
Exons: 12
Biological process (GO): mRNA processing
Cellular component (GO): nucleus
Molecular function (GO): RNA binding
Source: RefSeq, a predicted model, not a curated record